Molecule: messenger RNA, 1275 nt
Organism: Pipistrellus nathusii (Nathusius's pipistrelle)
Lineage: Eukaryota; Metazoa; Chordata; Mammalia; Chiroptera; Vespertilionidae
Source: the annotation of a GenBank genome assembly
AUGGAGACCCCAGUUUCUGACAUUCAAGUAGAAAGCAAGGAUGAGACGGGAUCAGCAGAAGUUAGAGCUCGGGAUGAGAAGCAGGAGGAAAAGGCAUCGAUGCUUUGCUUCAAGAGAAGAAAGAAAUCAGCCAAAGCCACGAAGCCCAAAGCCGGCCCUGGAGCCGUGGUCACGGCCAGGGAGUGCGGUGCAGGAGCUGGAGCUUCUGAGCAGCCACAGCCCCCGGCGGGGGCCUGGGCCUCAAUAAAACGUCUGGUGACGCGCAGGAAAAGGUCAGGCUCUUCAAAGCUGCAGAAGCCCUCCGAGGCCAACGUGCAACCUGAAGUCAGCGCCGAAGAUGCUGAUCUUCCUAAGAAAAAGGCGAAAUCCAGACUGAGGAUCCCCUGCAUAAAAUUCUCAAAGGGGGAGAAAAGACAUCAUCAUUCCGAAAUCAUAGAAGAUGCAGACUGCAGCGUCCAAGUUCAGGGAGAGGCAGAAAGGAUGGAUACAAAAACCCCAACCCAAUCGGAUGAAGACCAGGCAACAAAGACUCAGCUGAGCCAGGAAGUGAGUGGAGAGGUCGCACAGGACAAGGGUGAUGAGGUCUGCGAGUCAAAUGUGAGCAACAGCGGAACUUCUCCUGGAGAGAAUGUGAUUUCGGUAGAACUUGGGUUAGAAAAGGGGCAUUCUGCUAUUCACACAGGAACUCUAACCCUUGAACAAGACAUUGAAACAGCGGAGGAAAAGCCGGGUGUCCAGCCCCAGCGGACAAGCCCACCGGAAACUUCAGAAGCAGAACAUCAGCCACCGGUGGUUUCUGAUGCUCUGCGCUCACCUGCAACCCCAGAUCAACACAGCGCGGAAGAAGCCAGAAACGGUGUCCUGGAAAGUGAGCCAAAUGGGAAAGGCCAGGAAAGUGGAGAGAUUGUAGCUGAGGAGAUGAAGCCAAAAAAUGAUGUGUUGAGCCAGGAACCCGAUUUUAAAGAAACCGAGGUCAGUGCAGAGAAACCCAAACAGGAAGAAAACAAAAGAAUGGAGCCCAUUGCUAUUAUUAUCACAGACACUGAGAUUAGUGAAUUUGAUGUGAAGAAAUCGAAAAAUGUCCCCAAGCAAUUCUUAAUCUCAAUUGAAAAUGAGGAAGUAGGGGGUUUUGAGGGGAGAACUUCAGAACAGUAUGAAACACUCUUAAUGGAAACAGCCUCCUCUCUUGUCAAGCACGCUAUCCAGUUGUCCAUAGAACAGCUGGUUAAUGAAAUGGCCUCUGGGGAUAACACAAUAAACAAUCUUCUACAGUGA